UAAAAAAUCACAAAACAACCCAAAUGUAUUCUAAACCAAUCAAAGUUUCAAUCUUUUCACAACACACGAUUUUAGUUGAAAUCAAGAAAAUAAAAAUCUCGACUUUGAUCAUCAUCUCAUCUCUCUGACUCUCUCGGAGUUCAUCAGCAUCCGAUGAAACUCCUUCCAAGUCCAGUAACCUUCCCCUUCUUCACACCCUUAAUAAAUUCAAAGCCUUUCUUCAUCAAACCCACCAAACUCUCACUCUCCGUCUCCGUCUCUGUCCAGACUCCACCGCCGGACUUUGAUUUCCGCAACGAGAUUGCGUCGGACUCACGAGCCGCAAUCGCUAAAACUUUCCCGGAGUUGCUUGACCUCGCUGAUAACGGGACUUUGGUUCUGGUCCAGAAACAGAGCUUUGGCCCUGUUCCAUCUUGGCGCAAGGAGUUCGUUGAGCCGGAAGCGAUUUGGCUUGUGGGUACUUCUCAUAUCUCGUCGGAGUCUGCUUCCGUCGUUGAACGCGUCGUUCGUACUUUGAAACCUGAUAAUGUCGCCGUCGAGCUCUGUCGUAGCAGAGCUGGGAUUAUGUAUACUUCGAGUGUUGGAGGAGAGGCUGACACUAACUUGAAAUCUGGAGUGUUGUCGUUGACUGGAACAGGCUUUCUCGGUGCUGUAGGCCGGAGCUUAGACUUGGGAGGCCAAACUGCGUUGGCCUUGCGGCUUCUCUUAGCGGUUUUCUCUUCUAAGUUAUCUUCUGUUGCUGACCGACCUUUUGGGGAUGAGUUUCGUGCUGCUCGGAAAGCUUCUGAGGAAGUUGGUGCACAGCUGGUUCUUGGAGACAGACCCAUCGAAAUCACACUCGAAAGGGCUUGGAACUCUCUGAAAUGGGGAGAGAAGCUUAACCUGGUGAUGGCUGUGACUCGGGCAAUCACAUCUUCAUCCAGUAUAUCCGCAGCUGAGCUUAAGGAACAAGAAACAGAUGAAAGCAAUGGAAGUUUGCAGCUAUACGAACGGCUAAGUUUCUCAUACCCAUCACUCUUACUACCUCUAAUACACGAAAGAGACACCUAUCUAGCUUGGUCGUUGAAGAGGAGUAAGGCAGUGAACGGUUGUAAAACAGUAGUGGGUGUGAUCGGAAAAGGACACAUGAACGGUGUGAUCUACGCAUUGGUGUCGGACUCCGGGGAUCUUCGGUUUAGAGACUUGGUGGGAAGAGGAGAUUCAUAUAAAGGUGGUACAACAUCAUCAUCAAACGGCUGGAUUCAAAAGGUUUUAAAAAGCCUUGCAAGAGACACCAUUAUAGGGUUAUUGUUAUGGGAGUUAUAUGAACUGUAUCUCAAGUUUGUGAUGAUGAACCAAAUCCCUUCAUGAUAUUGUUACAAAAACAACUUGUCAUUGCAAAUCCAAAAAUGAUAGUGUAAAAUGGGUAUAUAUAAUAUGAUUUUUUUUUUUUCCAGA
This is a messenger RNA of Camelina sativa (false flax), 1437 nucleotides long. The record is from RefSeq and is a predicted model, not a curated record. Lineage: Eukaryota; Viridiplantae; Streptophyta; Magnoliopsida; Brassicales; Brassicaceae.